AUGGCCGGAGGCUGGGCGGCGGCGCUGAGAGGCCGCGCCGCGGCGACCGAGGCGGCCGUAGGCGAGCCGGCGCUUCUGCUGGUCGACGUGGCGGCUGCGCUGCUGCGGGGCUACGCCGCAACCCGCCGGACGGCGGAGGGCGCAGGCACGGAGGCGUUCCAGCGUGCUGCUGUCGCCGGCGGCGGAGGUCGGAUUGGCACUGGGGUUUUUCGGUUGCUUCGCUUUCUUGAAUCUUUGAUGUUAUUUGAAUGGGUCGUUCUCCAUUUCCCCCUUUACAGGCAUAGUACUACCCACGUGUGCUCACAUUUGCUGAUUCCAAUUGAUGUUCGAAGCUUCAAUCUGCAGGUAUGUGGUCUUCGACUCGUCAGAUCUGCUAUGUGA
Miscanthus lutarioriparius is the source of this 381-nucleotide messenger RNA. Lineage: Eukaryota; Viridiplantae; Streptophyta; Magnoliopsida; Poales; Poaceae. The record is from the annotation of a GenBank genome assembly.